Messenger RNA from Auanema sp. JU1783, 651 nucleotides. Lineage: Eukaryota; Metazoa; Nematoda; Chromadorea; Rhabditida; Rhabditidae. The record is from the annotation of a GenBank genome assembly.
AUGGUUCACUAUAAGCUCACCUACUUUUCCAUUCGUGGAUUAGCUGAAACUGUUCGUCAGCUUUUUCAUUUAGCUGGAGUUCCGUUCGAGGAUCAACGUGUCACCAUGGAAGAAUUCCAAGCUUUGAAGAAAACUUUGCCUUUCGAGCAACUUCCCGUUUUGGAAGUCGAUGGUCAAGUGAUCUGUCAAACUAAUGCCAUUUUACGGUAUUUGGCUAAACAGUUCGGAUUCUAUGGAAAGACUGAUUAUGAACAAGCUAUUGUGGACAGUCUGGCUGAUCAAUAUAAGGAUUUCAGUUCCGAAAUUAGACAAUACUCUUAUUCUGUACGUGGAUUCAUUCCUGCAACUGCAGAGGAGCUUGAGAAAAUGAAACAGGAGAUUUACGUACCUGCUCGUGAAAAAUACCUCCGUUUUCUUACAAACUUCUUGAAGAAAAGCUCUACUGGUUUCCUGGCUGGUGGAGAACUAACUUACGCAGAUGUUCUCAUCGCAGAGCAAGUAGCUACGAUGCGAGAAAACUGGCCUGAUUUCAGUGAUGACCAUCCCGAGAUCAUUGCUCAUGAGAAGAAAGUUCAUGAUAUUCCCAAUCUCAAGAAAUGGAUUGCGACCCGUCCUGCUGACAUCAUGCCAGACAGAACAUCUCAGAAGUAA